This is a messenger RNA of Priapulus caudatus, 1754 nucleotides long. RefSeq names its product peroxisomal membrane protein PEX13-like. Gene Ontology annotation, cellular component: peroxisomal importomer complex; peroxisomal membrane; peroxisome. NCBI's taxonomy places the organism in Eukaryota, Metazoa, Priapulida, Priapulimorpha, Priapulimorphida, Priapulidae. The record is from RefSeq and is a predicted model, not a curated record. The transcript has 9 exons. Gene Ontology annotation, molecular function: protein binding. Bases 10 to 1332 code for a protein of 440 amino acids. Gene Ontology annotation, biological process: protein import into peroxisome matrix, docking.
GCUGCACCCAUGAAACCUUGGGAAAAAGCAAGUUAUGCGAAUUUGCAGUCUGCAGGCCACUUGCCAAAAUAUUCCUCGAUCAAUCCGCCUGUGAUAAAUCCUCAUGGCCCAGCUGUACGAAACUACAGUGCCACUACAUUAGGGGACACGGGAGGAGGAGGUGGCUAUCGACCCCCACCAGUACCGUUAAGGCCAUUGCAGCAGCAGGCCAACAACUAUGGCUACUCGCCAGGAUACGGAGGUUUCUCGCCCUUGGGAAAUCAUGGUGGAUAUGGAAAUAUGUACAAUGGUGGCAUGAUUGGUGGAGUAGGAGGCAUUUACAAUGGAACUUAUGGAGGUUAUGGUAGGCCUGCCUUUGGAAACCAAGAAGAGAGCUCAUUCGUACGUAUAGCAGAAGAUAGUUCUAGAAAUGCUUUCCAGUCAAUAGAAUCCAUAGUGCAUACUGUUGGAUCUGUUAGCAUGAUGUUGGAGUCCACCUACAAUGCAUUGUACAGCUCCUUCAGGGCAGUACUAGGGGUUGCAGAUCACUUUUCAAGGUUGAAGAAUCAUAUGACUCAAAUUCUGUCUGCAUUGGCUUUGGUUAAAACCUUGAAGUGGGUGGUAAGACAAGUACUUGUGCUGCUGCGGUUGCGUCAAUCAGGCCUGCCGGAGGAUGCUUGGGCUGAGGCUGCGGAGACUGCUGGGGUUGCUUAUCACGGUGAUGGAAAUGCAAAGGGCAAGUCGACCUGGCCCAUCCUCCUGUUCUUUUCUGUCGUGUUGGGUGGACCUUGGAUCAUCUGGCGACUGCUCAAGUCCAUGAUGGAGUCUGAAAGUGCUGACUCUAACGAGUGGGCCGAUGGCGGAGAUCAUUUUGUUGCCUUAGCGGAGUAUGACUUCACCACUGCACAGGAGGGAGAACUGACAUUCAGAGCUGGGCAGCAUAUCACCGUUGCACCAAAAGAAAUGCAGCCAAAGGUAAGAGGAUGGUUGCUCGCUAGCAUGGAUGGCAAGAAAAUUGGACUGAUUCCAGCGAAUUACGUUAAGGUGCUCGGGAAGCGCAAGGGAAGAAAAAAUCAGCAGUCCGCAGGUGUCGCUGGCGAACGACAGCUGACAGCACCGACUGCCACCGUCGCUGAUCAGCAAGUCGGCACCUCCCCCCAGACUUCCAGCACGGUCGACAUGGACGAUAUUUUCGAGAAUCCGUCUCCAGAGAGCGAGCAAAGCGGUAACGGAAGUGCGCCACUGCCCGCGCCCACUGUAUUGAACACCACACUCGAAGGCAUCGCUGAUGCUUCCACAGUUUCGCUAGCUGCAGAUAUCCUGGACAGUAAGGAAAAGGAGUUGACUUCUUAGAUAGAUCGACGAGUCAUUCCUCAGCACCCAGUCAGGAUGGUUCCUAAAAAUGUGAUACGUGUAAUAACUUGCUAGAAUUAAAUUAUAUUAUACGUGAUUGGUUGCUAACAUAUAUUGACACAAUAAUUAACACAUUCGUGUUAUAAUAAUGAAGAAUCCAACACUGUUCAAAAUAUUCAGUGCUUAAACUGGUAAGUGAAUAUAGAUAAUAAACAACGGGGUUUGGCCAAGUUUUACAAAAUUUCAUUUGUAACUCAGUAUUUUAGUCAUUAUAUUUAAAUAUUUAUCACAUAAUCCAUUAAUUAUAAUAUCUCCAUCUGCCAUAUUAUAUGGAUCUUAAUUAUCCAUAAAAUUGUGAAUAAUAUGCAAAUAAUACUUGUUAACUGUAAAUUUUGUAAAUAAAUCCCACGUCUUGCCUAUCA